This is a messenger RNA of Linum trigynum, 2343 nucleotides long. Lineage: Eukaryota; Viridiplantae; Streptophyta; Magnoliopsida; Malpighiales; Linaceae. The record is from the annotation of a GenBank genome assembly.
AGCUUCAGACCAUCACAAACAUAACCUCCCCCCCCCCCCCCCAAACUGUCAAUUCUCUCUCUUACUUCCUCAACUCCUAAUCAUACAUGAGAAAGUCUCCUACUUUCAUGACUGCCUUCAGCCAAAACAUUGUUCUGGCACUAUUUUUACUCCUGCUCCUGCCAAGAGCUCAGUGUUCAUCAUCACGCAAUGGCAACGGAGUCUCUAAAGAAGCAAUGGAUCAACAUCACCAGCAAGGCCACCGGCCCAGGCAAGGAGGCAGCUCAUGGGGACUGCACAAUUAUUACGUCAUUCCAAUGCAAAGAUAUCACCAAAUUCACAAUGCACAACAACCAACAGCAGCAAUUCAAUCCAAGGGUGAGAAACAACCAUCAUCAAGUUUUGCAGCUGACAAGAGACUUGUCCCAACAGGGCCCAAUCCUCUUCACAACUGAAGAAGAACAACCCCCCAUCACUAAAUCACCCUUUCUCUCUGGCCCUUCUCUCCUCUGAUAUUCAAUGGUAGGUCCCGACACAGUACUCAUAUAUUCGUGUUCGAGUCCAGGAAGAUGCAAAGAUAGGCUAAGGGGAGGAGGUUUUAGAGAAGAGUUUUUUUGUUUUUGUUUGGCAAGUACUUACUGGGUUUUUAGCAGUAGUAGUAGUAGGCAGGGAUUGUGGAGAUCAGAAAGCAUUAAAUUAAAAGGUUAGAAGGGGAGGGGGGGACAUAGGGUUUAAAUGUGAUCAGCUUUUCUUGGAGAAAAGCAUUGUGACCUUUCUAUUGCUGAUGCCAUGUAGAGCAGAAACCUGCAUUCCUCACAGCUCUGCCUUAAAUUGUAUAUCAAUUAAUAUUCUGGUAUGGGUCUCUCUCUCCCUUUUUUCACCCAAUUUGCUUCUGGUCCCCCUGUCCCUUUUCCGGAUUCUGCUAUGCCUCCAAGGUUAUUAUAACAACUGUUCCAACCAUUCAAAGCAGGUAAUGAAGAGAAAAUGCUACAGUUUUAAAAAAGGGCAAUGAGAAUUCUUACUUGCCUUCCAUAUCUUCAGCCUUUUGCCUUCCAACUCUGCAUGCUCCGUUGGAGGGGGAACAACUGGGUCACUUUCUAAGAGUAACUCGCCAACAGGUGGUCAGUAAUGUUCUGAUGACAGGCCCAUUUUCAACCCAUUCCGUAAAGCAUUUCAAUUUAAGCCAUCAACCAUAAAUGGCUUUCAUAAUCUAGAGCACCUGGGUUUUGGAAGAACUUCAGUCAUAGAGCACCAUCUGCUGGAACAGGACUAAUUGGAAUUUGACAAAAUACAACUAAUUAGAAUUGGAAGCACAUGUAGAAUAAAUCUCUUGACACAGAACAAGGAUAAGAACAAGAUGAUUAGUCAACUGCGACGAUUUUUCAUCGAUAAAAGGUGUCAAUCAAUUAACUGAAAGAAGGACAAGAAAGAAAACAAUCGACAUAGAGAAACAUGAAAUGGAAAUAACUAGCUUUGCUGUGACCUACCAUCAAUCAAACACACCCUUGUGAAUGAUUAAAUGACAGUGAAUCCCUGUAAGUGAAUAUUAAGAUCCAACAAACAAAUACCAGUAUUCAAAUCUUUGUAAGAUCAUUAAUCAAGAAAUGACUGGUCAAAGGCUUCACAGAAAAGCUUGCUCCUUCAAACAAAUCUGAUCAGAGAGAAAAUAACUAUCAUAAGGGCAUCAGGUUUUUAUCCACACUAUAAAAGAAACUUUAAAGUUUUUCACUCGAAGCCCCAUUCAAUUAUUCAUGCUUCUGCAUUUGGUUUUAAGUAGCUAUUAGGAGAUAGGAAAAUGGUGGGAUCUGCAAGAACCCGCUCAUGGUACAAUGGGCUACCAAUUUAGCAUGUACAAAUGCUCUCAAUGUAUUAGAUUACCAACAAUUACUUCACCUCAAGAGAUCAAAUAUAGAGGCACAAAAUUUAUGGCUCUUCAACCAACCAUUCAGUUGGCCCCAAAAAAAUAAAAAGACAACCUAAAAGCAUGUCAGUGCAACUUUACAUGAUAGCAGCCGAACUUCUUUCGUAAUUUAAAUUCAGUUCCUCAGGGACCAACCUAAUGACCGGUUGAAAUCUGAAGUGAUGGUUCCGUUGCUGUCCAAAGAUGCUUGAACCAGAACAGUACCAGAACACACUCCAAAGUCCAUAUUGGAAGCCGAGUAACCGGACUCAAUGAACCAUAGUAUGAUGACUGCUGUUACACAACACAUAAGUAUCAUAAAAAUCACUGCAUGUGACACCUCUUCCACCUCAUGGACCAUUAAAAUCGUUAGUCAAACCAGCCAGUCAAAAAAACUGGGGAAAAGUAAUAUCCUAGUCGAUGGACCAGUCACUCACAAUAUCUAAUGAAUGUGGAACCAUAAU